AAAUUCCACCAAUGUGAACAACAUACAACUAUCGAUAGUGUUUAGAAAUAUUCGAUACUGGCGGCAAAAUGAAACCAUCGAUAGUUCUUCAUCACUACUAUUAAAAACAAAACAAAAAAGUCGUAGCUGUUUAAUCACAGUUGCAUCUUCAUUUAUUUUUGAAGUUUAUUGCACUAAAUUAACGGGAGCAUGACGGAAACCGGGGGACGUGUUCUUACUGACGCGGAAAAGGCGCGCAUAGAACGUAAUCGCAUAAAAGCGCUACAUCUUAGGCAAGCUAAGUUGGUUGCACACCCAUAUCAAAAAAAAAACAUAAACAGUGUUGCCGGCGAAGAAUCCGUAAUUAAAGUACAAGGCGCUAAAUAUAUAGACAGCGGUGGUGGUUUUCUCUUGGAGCAAGCAGUCAUUCCAACUAGUGGACAGCCAAUUACAACCGGAGCUGCCAGCACAGAAAUCAAUAAAGUUUCAAAUGACGCUAUUUCAAUACCGAUCACCUUUGAGGAAUGUUUAGACUGCGGAGAUGCUUUUGUUGAAUCGUACCUAUUGAGUAAUUUCGGACAUUCAGUUUGUGACAAAUGUCGAGACCCAGAUGGUCGUCACUCGUUAAUUACGCGAACUGAAGCCAAAGCAGAGUACUUGCUUAAGGAUUGUGAUUUUGACAGACGUGAUCCGCCGUUGCGCUAUAUUAGCCGAAAGAACCCGCAUAAUGUGCGAUGGGGGGAAAUGAAACUUUAUCUUUUAAUGCAAGUGGAGAAACGUGCAAUGGAGGUUUGGGGUACAGAAGAGGAAUUGAGUCGUCAACACGAACUGCGAGAAGAACAGCGUGAAGUAACUAAAGUUAAAAAGUAUAAUAAGCAAAUGAAACAGUUGCGUAUGGAAAUGCGAAGUAGCUUGUUCACGAAGGAAACGAAAGCCACGCAUGAGCACGAAUUUGGACCCGACACUUACAAUGAAACUGAUGAUAAUUACACACAUACUUGCUUAAAAUGUCCUUAUACUGAAACCUACGAAAAAAUGUAAUUUCUAUGAAAAUAGUAUCUGGUUCAGAAUAGCCAUCGAAAAAUCAGAAUAAAAAUGAAGAACAUUUUACAUUGCUACACUAAGAUCAUA
Rhagoletis pomonella (apple maggot) is the source of this 1110-nucleotide messenger RNA. It is a transcript of the gene Xpac, whose product is annotated as DNA repair protein complementing XP-A cells homolog. The record is from RefSeq and is a predicted model, not a curated record. Gene Ontology annotation, molecular function: damaged DNA binding. Gene Ontology annotation, biological process: nucleotide-excision repair involved in interstrand cross-link repair; UV-damage excision repair; base-excision repair. Gene Ontology annotation, cellular component: nucleotide-excision repair factor 1 complex. Lineage: Eukaryota; Metazoa; Arthropoda; Insecta; Diptera; Tephritidae. The coding region runs from base 190 to 1020 and encodes 276 amino acids. The transcript is spliced from 2 exons.